AGGUCUACCUGUGGGAGGCGCUCGGUAGCGGCAGCCGUUUGAGGAGGCUGAGGACCGCCUGUUUGGUUUAGGUUUCACACUCAUUCAAACUGUCCACGGGGCUCAUCUGCUCAUCCUGAGUUCGUUAUCAGUGUUUCAGGUGUGGAGUUCAAGAAUGCAUGAUUGCGGUGCAGUGCUGAGAAUGUGUGCUUGCUGAAUAUCCCACCUGCGUGCGUGGACUUGUUUUUUGCCUCUUGGCUGGGUUGUGUCCCAUUUUUUUUGCAUUCAUUCUCCUGUAACAAAGCACCCACCAUGUCACAGCCACUUGAAGAAGAGCCUGUUACUGUGGUACCAGCAGAACCAGCAUCAACUACUGAACCAGCAUCUACCACAGCUCCUAGAACUUCAUUCUGGAGGGAAAGGAGAAAAAUCCCAGAGAAGACAGAUGAGUUCCUGCUGGCCAGGUUUCAGGGUGAUGGAGUGAGAUAUAAAGCCAAGCUGAUUGGUGUGGAUGAUGUCCCAGAAGCCAGAGGGGAUAAAAUGUGUCAGGAUUCCAUGAUGAAACUGAAGGGCAUGGCGAUAGCUGCUCGUUCUCAAGGCAAGCACAAACAAAGAAUAUGGGUGAACAUCUCUCUAACAGGAAUCAAAAUUGUUGAUGAGAAAACUGGGGUGAUUGAGCAUGAACAUGUGGUGAAUAAGAUCUCAUUCAUUGCUCGCGAUGUCACUGAUAACCGGGCAUUUGGAUAUGUUUGUGGAGCUGAGGGGCAGCACCAGUUUUUUGCUGUUAAGACAGCUCAGCAGGCUGAGUCUCUGGUCAUGGAUUUGAAGGAUCUGUUUCAGCUGAUAUUAAAUAUGAAGAAAAAAGAGCAGGAGGCUGCACAGAAGGUUGAAGGAAAUGGCAGCGUGAUUGAGAAUGGUGGUGAUGCUUUACUCACCUUGGGUGGUCAAGAAAAUGCUGUAAAAACUGUAGAGCAGAUGGACCUGUUUGGUGAUAUGUCCACUCCACCUGACAUUCACUCUCCGACGUCACCUGGAAAUCAUAUGUUUGGAGCUGAACUAUUUGCUCCACCAGCCCAGAAUGAGUCUCAGCCCUCAUCCAUUCCAUCAGAUCUAUUCGACACCACACCAUCCUCCACCGUCAAUGCCCUGGGGUCAUUGUCUCUGGGCUCUACUUCUGUCACUCAAACUCCUGGGACAGCACUAUGGGGUCAGACUCCCACAAUGUUUCCUCCUCAGGGUGGUGUUCCUCAAGUAAUAGUUCCAGGACAACCAAACUCUUUUCCUCAACCACCUGCAUUUGGAGGCCUGCCUGCACCUGCAUGGGGGCAGCAAGGGGGUUCCCCUUUUGGUCCACCAGCUGUCACUCAAGCCUGGGGUCAACCAGGAAUUGCAGCACCUUGUGGUGCCUGGUCCACCUCUUGUCCUGUGCCAAGCCCUUUUGCAAACCAAUUUGCUCCCAUGAUGCCUCCUAAUGCAAUGAUAGGUAUGCAGCAGAGUGCAGUGGUUCCUCCUCGACCUCCACCCCGUCCUCCAGUGAAGGAAGAUCCCCCACUGGUCAAAAGCGCCUUUACAGCUUUGGACCCCCUUGGGGAGAAAGAGAAGAAAACCGGAAAAGAUAUGUUCAAAAAUUUCCAGAUGGCUAAGCCCCAGAAAGCAGAAGAAGGAACUGGUCCGAGCUCCAAUGGCUCAUUUGACCAGUACUUUACCAGCAAGGUUGGCUUGGCUCAGGAGGUGGCAGAUCAUGAUGAUUUCGACAUAAACCAAAUCUCAGUUAACUCAAAUGGGACCUCCAAACUUGCUCCUCAGCAGUCUCCUCCUACUCGGGGAGCACCUCAGGGAGCAGGUCUGACUCCGACCCUGGCCCAAUCCACAGGCCUUUUGGAUGCUGCCUUCAAUCCUAAUCCAGCCCCUGCACCCUCAAACCCAACUCCCACAGCAGGCUCAAACCUUUUUGAUGACACUUUUGGAUCUAUCCCAUUUGGAGCACCUCCCAUGAAUACAAGCACUCCAGCCACUCAGACUGCUGCCCUUGCGGAUGCUUUUGGAGACCCUUUUGGGGGAAAUCCUUUUGCCUGAGACUGUUGAACACUCCCACUGUUCCAGUGCUACUGAGCCAGAGGACCACACAAGCACUGUAGAGUUACGAUCCUCAUUCUACUACUGGGAAAAGAAAUGUGCUCGUAAAACCCUUUUUGUUGUAUUCUGUGCUGCACUGUUCUCAUUCCCACUAUAUAUCUGCUGUAGCUUCUCUGUAUGUGCCUUUCUAAAUGAUCACAGAUCAGUCCUUCUUCUCCAGCCCAUUCAAAUGAACCCAUUUCAAUCCCAAGUCAUGAAACUCAUGAAAUAAGAUGCACAGUUAAAGUAUGGUUCUUGUAGAGAAUUGAAUAGAGAAGGAGAGGGAAUAAAAGACACUGAUCAUUUUUGCGCACAUGAUUUUUCUGUAUUCAAGUAUCCUGAGCAUUAAUGACGAAGUAAAAGUGAUUAAUCCUAAUGAUUUGUCAUUAAAGAAUUUGAAUAAA
This is a messenger RNA of Carassius carassius (crucian carp), 2498 nucleotides long. Its product is annotated as disabled homolog 2-like. The record is from RefSeq and is a predicted model, not a curated record. Gene Ontology annotation, biological process: positive regulation of endocytosis; receptor-mediated endocytosis; negative regulation of canonical Wnt signaling pathway. The transcript has 14 exons. Gene Ontology annotation, cellular component: plasma membrane. Bases 292 to 2055 code for a protein of 587 amino acids. Lineage: Eukaryota; Metazoa; Chordata; Actinopteri; Cypriniformes; Cyprinidae.